Gopherus flavomarginatus (Mexican gopher tortoise) is the source of this 4699-nucleotide messenger RNA. It is a transcript of the gene SCIN, whose product is annotated as scinderin. Lineage: Eukaryota; Metazoa; Chordata; Testudines; Testudinidae. Gene Ontology annotation, cellular component: actin cytoskeleton; cytoplasm. Gene Ontology annotation, biological process: barbed-end actin filament capping; actin polymerization or depolymerization; actin filament severing. Gene Ontology annotation, molecular function: phosphatidylinositol-4,5-bisphosphate binding; actin filament binding. The record is from RefSeq and is a predicted model, not a curated record.
GUCCUAGCUGACAUCAAGGCUCCAUUGUGCUAGAUGAUGUACGUACACAUACCAAGAGACAGAGUCUGCCUUGAAGAACCUACAAUCCAAGAGCUUGUCUACAUGAACAGGGGUUAAAAUACCUGUGAGGAAAAGUCCCAUAAUGCUCACCACUAGCUCCAAAGGCAAACAGCCCACCUUCUGUUUUGAAAGACAAAUAAAAUUUUCUGCAUGCCUGGAUUUGGCCUUUGCACAGAAUCAAGCCACCCCACAGAGGGAUAUAUGGCAAAAGCAGCCUCCCGAUUUUAGCCACAAAUUCUAUAAAUCUUCCAGGCCUUCACGAAAACCACCAGAAAAGGAAAAGGAAGAUCUGAAGAAGGCCAAUAGCACAGAAUCUGAGACUAAGCAACAGCUGCCAGAGAUAAAGUCCAGACAGUUCCACACUGCUUUGGAAAGGAAGAAGGAGUUGCCCAAGAUUGUCACAAGGUUUCCACACGUGGGCUCAUAUGAAGUGGAUAUAAUGUUUGUGAAGAAUGGAAAAUAUAAGACUGGCAUAUACCAAGAUCCCAAACCACAUGAUUUUAGGCAGUAUGAAACUAAUAUACCAGACUUUGUGACAAGUUACCCCAGAGACCCUUUCAAUUUAAAGUUCAAAUCUCAGCAUUCAAAUGCAGUUCAUGGACUUCAGCCAUUGAAAGACAAGCAAAAGGACACCAAGGGGAGAUUCAUUACAUACAAGCCUUGUGAAUGCAAAUAGGAAUCCAGGCUAAUUCUGCCAAAGAACUCUUGGCUACUGAAGUCUGCUUCAUUUACGAGACACAGGAGGCGACGUGGUGUCCACACAGCAUUCCUAGAUCGUGUGGAUGAAAAGCUACGUACAAUAUGGCAGGAGGAAGUAGGAAAAGAAUGCAGCCAGGAUGAAAGCACAGCUGCGGCAAUCUUCACUGUUCAGAUGGAUGACUAUCUAGGUGGGAAACCUGUGCAGAGUAGAGAAAUUCAAGGACACGAGUCUACUGACUUCGUUGGAUAUUUCAAAGGAGGGAUUAAGUACAAGGCAGGUGGUGUUGCAUCUGGAUUUAAACAUGUAGUCACUAACGACUUGAGUGCACAGAGGCUUCUGCAUCUUAAGGGCCGGAGGGUAGUGAGAGCUACAGAAGUUCCUCUCAGCUGGGCCAGUUUCAACAAAGGAGACUGUUUCAUUGUUGAUCUCGGAACUGAAAUCUACCAGUGGUGUGGCUCAACAUGCAAUAAAUUUGAGCGUCUGAAGGCUUCUCAAGUUGCUGUUGGCAUUCGGGACAAUGAGAGGAAUGGAAGAUCUCAGCUAAUUGUUGUAGAAGAAGGAAGUGAGCCAAGAGAACUUACAAAGGUUUUAGGGACUAAGCCACUGCUUCCUGAGGGUAAUGAUAAUGAUGAUGAGGCAGCUGAUAUCACAAACAGGAGAAUUGCUAAACUAUACAUGGUGUCAGAUGCAAGUGGGUCCAUGAAGGUGUUGGUGGUUGCAGAGGAAAACCCCUUCUCUAGGGCUAUGCUUUUGUCUGAAGAGUGUUUCAUUUUGGACCAUGGUGCUGCAGGAAAGAUCUUUGUGUGGAAAGGCAAAGAUGCUAACCCACGUGAGAGAAAGGCAGCCAUGAAGACUGCCGAAGAAUUCAUACAACAAAUGAACUACCCUGCUAAUACCCAGAUUCAAGUGCUUCCAGAAGGAGGGGAAACGCCAAUCUUCAAACAGUUCUUCAGAGACUGGAAAGAUAAAUAUCAAAGCGAAGGCUUUGGGAAAGUCUAUGUCACUGAGAGAGUGGCUAGAAUUGAGCAGAUUGAAUUUGAUGCUACCAAGUUACAUGAAUCUCCACAAAUGGCUGCCCAACAUAAUAUGGUUGAUGAUGGUUCAGGGAAAGUGGAGGUCUGGCGUGUUGAAAGUAAUGGCAGAAUCCCUGUGGAGUCUGAGACAUAUGGAGAAUUUUUUGGCGGUGACUGUUACAUUAUACUUUAUACUUAUCCUAAAGGACAGAUCAUCUACACAUGGCAAGGCGCGCAUGCAACCAAAGACGAGCUGACUGCAUCUGCAUUCCUGACUGUUCAGCUUGAUCGGUCACUACAUGGACAGGCUGUCCAGAUCCGGGUCUCCCAAGGAAAAGAACCUGCACAUUUGCUGAGUUUGUUCAAAGACAAACCACUCAUUGUCUACAAGGAUGGAACAUCCAAGAAAGGAGGUCAGAAACCUGCUCCCCCCACACGUCUCUUUCAAAUUCGCAGGAACCUGGCGUCCAUCACCAGGAUUGUGGAGGUUGAUGUUGAUGCAACUUCAUUGAACUCCAAUGAUGUUUUUGUUUUGAAACUGCCAACGAACUCCGGCUACACCUGGGUCGGAAAAGGAGCAAGCAGAGAAGAGGAAAAAGGAGCUCAAUAUGUAGCCAGCAUUCUGAAAUGUCAGACCACUAGGAUUGAGGAAAGCCAGGAACCAGAGGAAUUCUGGAGAGCCCUUGGAGGUAAGAAAAAAUACCAGACUUCAGCACAGCUGCUAACUGAGUCCGAAGACCACCCGCCUCGUCUCUAUGGCUGUUCCAAUAAGACUGGCAGGUUUAUUAUUGAGGAGGUCCCAGGAGAAUUCACUCAGGAUGAUUUAGCUGAAGAUGAUGUCAUGUUGUUAGAUACUUGGGAGCAGGUGUUUGUCUGGAUUGGUAAAGAUGCUAAUGAAACUGAGCGAAAUGAAUCUGUGAAAUCUGCCAAACGCUAUAUUGAGACAGAUCCUUCUGGAAGAGACAAGGGGACCCCACUUGUUAUUGUGAAGCAAGGAUAUGAACCCCCUACAUUCACAGGCUGGUUCCUGGGCUGGGAUUACAACAAAUGGAAAAACUGAUCUAUCGGUGAAGGCCUCUGCUACAAACAGAAUGCAAUCAGAGCACAAAUAUUCUCUAGCAUUCUUAAGCAUUAGCUUGUAAAAACAUAUUGAUGCAGCAGUUGUCACCCAUUCCGCAGCGUUCGUAUAUUCCUCUGAGUAAACUAGCAUGUCUUAGCUUUGGAAAGGUUAAAUGAGAUGAUAAAGCAGUCACAUAACUUCUUGGUGGCGGGUUGGGUUUUUUACACAGUAUCUAUGUGGAGUGAUACCAUUGGUUUGGUUCUAAAAUGCCUUUUUCUGAACAAAAACUGUAGAUCAGUUACACAUUAAUAUACAAUUUACUAGCUAACAUUCAUCAGUGGGUCAAAUUCUGCUUUUUACACCAGCAAAAGCAACAGCAGAAUUUGGCCCACUGAGGACCCAUUGAAGUUGAGGGGAAAGAAUCCCAGCAGCAGGAUUGGGCCCUAAUUUACCUAAAAUGUCAAAAUCCUGCAGUCCUUACUAGUACAAAAUUUCCAUUGCAGUCUGAAUCAGGAGUGGGAGCUCUGUCCUGCAGGGUGUGGAUCAGGAUUCCGAGAGAGCCAAUGUGAAAAUGGUACUUUGUUACAUGUGGUUCAGGAAAUGGAUAUAAUCUGAGUGGAGGAGAUGCUGUAGGCUUGAAUGAAUGUGAACAUAUAUCAUCAUGAGGCCCGGCAAAGUUGGCUGUGACAGACACUGUUUCUAUAGAGCCCUCAGACACAUACUGGCUGCAUGUUAUCCCUGUUCUCAGAUUCCUCGACUCGGGGUGGGCAAACUUUUUGGCCUGAGGGCCACAUUGGGGUUCAGAAACUGUAUGGAGGGCCAGGUAGGGAAGGCUGUACUUCCCCAAACAGCCUGGCCCCUGCCCUCUGACUGCCCCCCUCAGAACCUCCGACCAUCCAACUCCCCCUGCUCCUUGUCCCCUGACUGCCCCCUCCUGGGACCCCCUGCCCCCAACUGACCCCCCAGGACUCCCAUGCCUAUCCAACCACCCCCUGCUCCCUGUCUCCUGACUGCCCCAACCCCUAUCCACACCCCUGCUCCCCGCCCCCUUACCAUGCCGCUCAGAGCACCAGGACUGGCAGCCAUGCCACCUCGCUGGAGCCAGCCACACCGCUGCACAUUCUAGAACACCGGGGCAGGCCGGCAACUUUCAUUGCCAUGCUGCCCGGCAGGAGCUCACAGCCCCACUGACCAGAACGUUGGUGGCAUGGCGAGCUGAGGCUGCAGGGGAAGGGGGACAGCAGGAGAGGGGCUGGGGGCUAGCCUCCCCGGCUGGGAGCUCAAGGGCCGGGCAGGAUGGUCCCACAGGCCAGAUGUGGCCCGUGGGCUGUAGUUUGCCCACUUUUGCUCUAACUGCUGCUCUUAAACACACUUAAGUGAGCUAUUGCUCCUGAAUGGCAGCAGGAGUCACUGACACCUUUAAAAAUGGAUCAGCACACAUCAUUUCAUUCACCAGCCUGCAAGCACACACUGCAUAUCCCAGCCACAAGUUACCUCAGGCUGGACCAGUCUCAUUUUUUCCCCUACUCAUCCGUGCUCAGUUCUGUGCAAGUAUAGAGAUUUGCUCAUAUGGCCAAACGUGUUGCAUGUUUUUCCUCAAUGGGCAGAAGACUGGAACUCUUCACACACGUGCUGAGCAGACUUUGAAUGUGCUGUGCCAAUGCUUUGGGGAACCACUUUUCUUUCAGCAGCACUGAGUAUCCUGGGAACAGGGCCGGCUCCAGACACCAGCUUACCAAGCAUGUGCUUGGGUCGGCACCUUUGGACAGAGCGGUGCUCAGGGUUUGGUUUUGGUUUUUUUGGUUCGGCCAGGCGGUGCUGGGAGGGGGCAGAAGGGCUUGGGUGGCAUGGCACGGUGCUGGGGGG